Messenger RNA from Microtus ochrogaster (prairie vole), 922 nucleotides. RefSeq names its product cilia and flagella associated protein 126 (gene Cfap126). The record is from RefSeq and is a predicted model, not a curated record. Gene Ontology annotation, cellular component: ciliary basal body. Gene Ontology annotation, biological process: cilium organization. Lineage: Eukaryota; Metazoa; Chordata; Mammalia; Rodentia; Cricetidae.
GGCAACAAGUGUAAACAGGACAGGAUCAUGGCCACUAACUACAGUGCCAACCAGUAUGAAAAAGCUUUCUCGCCCAAGUACUUGCAGAACUGGUCUCCAGCCAAGCCAACAAAAGAGAGAGCCUCUACCCAUGAAGGUUACACUCAGAUUAUUGCCAACGAUCGAGGUCAUCUCUUGCCUUCGGUGCCCCGUUCCAAGGCAAGUCCUUGGGGUUCCUUCAUGGGCACCUGGCAAAUGCCCCUGAAGGUGCCACCUGCUCGGGUGACCUUGACCUCCCGCACCACUGCUGCUGCUGCCUCCCUCACCAAAUGGAUCCAGAAGAAUCCUGAUCUACUCAAGGCCUCUAAUGGACUGCGCCCUGAAAUCUUAGGCAAGCCCCAUGACCCUGACAGUCAGAAGAAACAGAAGAAAUCUGUCACAAAGACUGUACAGCAAGCAGCAAACCCGACCAUAAUUCCCAGUUCCCCAACUGUCGAUGGUGACAACUCAGAUGGAAUUCAAAGCUCACACCCCUCUGCAGGCCAUACACCAGGGCCCCAAACUCCAAUUAACUCUCCCAAGUCCCCACCUGCAAGCCCGUGUUAAGACUCUCAAGCAAGUAGGUCCUUGUCUAGCUGAGACCCAGACUUGCAAAGCUCUAACUCUGCAGGGGAGGUGUCUCAGGAGACAUUUUAGGGACUGACUGGAAUACAGAAGACCCUGUAUUCAGAAACAUAGAACAGAGAAAUGGUGGGCCAGGAGGAAAGGCAAAUUUGGGCAAAUAAACAUUGUUAAGUCUUUUACUGACCUGGGUUUUCUCCUUGUUCUAUGGCUGUCUUUUGUAACCCAUAAUUUGAGAGAAGGCAGGGAAAGAGUAGAGGAAAGAACACCAAGACGUCUUUACUUUGGUUUUUCGAGACAGUGUUUCUUUGUGUAGACCAGG